This is a messenger RNA of Sesamum indicum (sesame), 1966 nucleotides long. RefSeq names its product pathogenesis-related thaumatin-like protein 3.5. The record is from RefSeq and is a predicted model, not a curated record. NCBI's taxonomy places the organism in Eukaryota, Viridiplantae, Streptophyta, Magnoliopsida, Lamiales, Pedaliaceae.
GCUCAUCCCAUUCUCCCUUCCAUUUGCCGACCUACGUAAACACACACUCCCAGUGGCGGUUCAUCUCUCUCUCUCCCAACGUCGGUUCUCCGUCUAUAUUUAAUCUGCCCACGUGAAUUUAUUCCUAGCCCUCGCAUUUUCUCCAUUCUUUUCCACAUUGGCUGCACCCAUUUUUUCCUUCAUUCAUCUAGCUACCUUGCAGCCAAAAAUGGCGGCCAGAGCCCAUCAUCUCUCCCUCGUGUUUCUCCUUUCGGUUCUGGUUCUAUCACUUCCAGGAGUGGUGUUUCCGGCGACGUUUACAUUCGUAAACCAGUGCGGCUACACAGUUUGGCCGGGUCUAUUGUCGAGCGCCGGCUCCCCGCAGGUUUCAACCACAGGAUUUGCCCUCAACCCCGGCGAGUCGAUUCCGGUUUCCGCCCCUGCCUCGUGGUCUGGCCGGAUGUGGGGCCGCACCGUCUGUUCGCAGGACUCAGCUUCUGGAAGAUUCACAUGCCUCACCGGCGACUGUGGCUCCGGCACCGUCGAGUGCGGCGGGGGGGGGGGGGCGCCGCCCGCGCCCCCGGCUAAGGGACCUCUAGACGGAUACAAUCUGCCUAUGCUGGUAGCCCCACAGGGCGGGAUCGGCGGAGGGAAUUGCACGACGACGGGGUGCGUCGCCGACCUCAAUGGCUCGUGCCCGUCGGAGCUGAAGGUGGUUAGCGCAGUUAGCAGUAGCAGCGUUGGGGGAGGGUGCGUGGCGUGCAGGAGCGCGUGCGAGGCGUUCAGGGAGGCUAAGUACUGUUGCAGCGGCGAGUAUGGGACGCCGGAUACUUGCAAGCCGAGCGCGUACUCUGAGUUGUUCAAGAGCGCGUGCCCGCGGGCUUACAGCUAUGCUUACGACGACGGCACCAGCACAUUUACCUGUGCUUCCGCGGAUUACAUCAUCACUUUCUGCCCUGCUCCUUCAACCAGUAAGAAAUCAAGUGGAGGAGCAGUCGCCGGCAAUUUGUUGGUAUCCGGUGCUGGCAACUUGAGACACACCCCUUUGCAGUUUGUUUGCAGUCUGGUAAUCUCUUUAGUUGCCAUUUCACAGCCAUGGCGAUUUCAUUGAUCGGCCUGGCUGGGCGGGGCCUGGCUGAGCAUAAUUUCUCCAUCCCCAAGAGUUCCUUGUCAAAGUCUUUCUGGGCUUGAAUUUUGGGGACAUCUAAAUAGUUUGGGUGAUUGUUACUUGUAUUGGGAACGAAGCUAGCUUGAGUUUCUUGAACUUGGGUCGAUCUUGAAGCCCGGCUAGAGCAACCGUUUCAGACGAUCUUUGGUGGUUGGAUGAGUGAAUUGUGAACUUGGCAUAUAAGGGAAGAAGCAGAAUUUUGCAGAUAUGCCAAAGAGGAUGCUUUUGUUGAUGAAGAGAAGCUAAUUCUUGCAUUUGAUGAGAAAUGUUUUUAUUAUUCAUUGGAAUUUAGUCUUCCAUUUACUGUAAUUUCUCUUAUACAGGAGAGGAGAGCAUUCGUUUGGUUUUAUCGAUCUUUUUCCCAAGCUAACGGAUGCAAUUAUAAGGAAAGCAGCUCUCUUAUAUGUUUGGAUAAAGCGUUAUUUAGAUCCCACUUGGACUCCACAUUGAACAUCAAGAGAUCUUCUCUGGAAUAGUGAUGCAAAUUUCACUUGUGAUUUUAAAGGUGUUUUCCUCUGUUGCUAUUGAUAUCUCCUGUAAAACCGUCGUGAGCUUUUCGUUUUGAUAUUUGAAACCAUUAGUGCUAUUUGAGAUUUAUCUUAAGCACAAAUGCUUGUUGUUAAAUUGAAAUUUGUAAUCAUCUCAUUUUGUGGUUUGUUGCGUUUGAUAGUAGCAAGUGUGGUAUAUUUCAUGUUUGCGAGAAAAAAAACUAUCGAAAGGUAGUUAUGUAAAAAAAGAAAAAAACGUUUGUUUUUAGAAAUGGCAGAAAUUUGAAUUUUUAAAGGCUCUUUUUUUGUGGUAUGUAAUUAGUAUAUGUGA